AAAGAAAACAAAAAAAAAACUCUGCAAAAGUUAAAAAUACUGAAAAAUCUAGUGAGUGGCGUUUGGAGGGAAAAUUGUUAUUUGAAAGAAAAUUGUUGUUACCAUGGAAAUCUCAGAUGAAAACCUCCAAACGUUAGCCAGAUAUCUCCAAGAAACCCUCAACCCAGAGGUCAAUGUCCGUAGACCAGCAGAAAAGUUUUUAGAAGGUGUAGAAGUCAACCAAAACUACCCUCUACUACUACUAAACUUAGUCCACAAACCCGAAGUUGAUAUGACUGUGAGAAUAGCUGGAUCUGUUGCCUUUAAAAAUUAUAUCAAACGCAACUGGACUGUACAAGAAGAUCAACCAGACAGGAUACAUGAGUCAGAUAGAGCUGCUAUCAAGAGUAUGAUAGUGACUCUUAUGUUAACUUCUCCAGAAUCUAUUCAGAAACAACUAAGUGAUGCCAUAAGCAUCAUCGGCAAGACAGAUUUUCCUGUUAAAUGGCCCGAAUUAAUAACACAAAUGGUGGAAAAAUUCGCUACGGGUGACUUCAAUGUUAUAAAUGGCAUUUUAAGAACUGGUCAUAGUUUAUUCAAGAAAUAUCGUUUUGAAUUCAAAUCCAACGAACUUUGGACUGAAAUUAAAUAUGUUUUGGAAAAAUUGGCACAACCUUUAACCAAUUUAUUCGUGGCUACUGUAAAUCUAACACAAACACAUGCAAAUGAUGUUAAUGCACUUCAAACUAUUUAUAGCUCCUUAGUAUUAAUAUCGAAAGUAUUUUAUUCAUUAAACUUCCAAGAUUUGCCAGAAUUUUUUGAAGAUAACAUGCAAAUAUGGAUGCAGCACUUUCACCUGUUACUCACUGUGGAAGCUAAAAAUUUACAAUCAGACACUGAUGAUAGUGUAGGAGUUAUUGAACAACUGAAAACACAAAUUUGUGACAACAUUGCUCUCUAUGCCCAAAAAUAUGAUGAAGAAUUUCGGGAAUAUUUACCACAAUUUGUCACAGAUGUAUGGAGUUUGUUAGUAGGCACAGGAUUAGAACCAAAAAAUGAUUUACUAGUCUCCAAUGCAUUGCAAUUUUUAUCUACCGUAGCCGAAAGAAAUCAUUAUAGAAAUUUAUUUGAAGACGAUCAAGUUUUAAGCAGCAUUUGCGAAAAAGUCAUCAUCCCAAAUAUGGAAUUUAGAGAAUCUGAUCAAGAAUUGUUUGAAGAUAAUCCAGAAGAAUUUACAAGACGAGAUAUCGAAGGCUCAGAUGUGGACACGAGAAGACGUGCAGCAUGUGAUUUGGUUAACACUUUAAGUGUGCAUUUCGAGGAAAAAAUAAUGAAAAUUUUUGGUCAGUAUUUACAAGUCAUGUUAGCCAAAUUCGCAGAGAAUCCCAAAAGUAACUGGCGACACAAGGAUGCAGCUUUAUAUUUAGUGAUAUCGUUAGUCAGCAGAGGAGCGACACAAAAACACGGAGUAACUCAAACCAGUAAAUUGGUAGAUAUUUCCCAAUUUUUCCAGCAAAAUAUUGUAGCUGAGUUACAGCGGCCCAAUGUAGACGAACUUCCUGUACUGAAAGCUGACGCCAUAAAAUAUUUGAUGACUUUCAGAUCAGUGUUGCCCAGUACUUUAGUUGUUUCCAGCCUGCCCCAGUUGAUUAGACAUUUGAGCUGUGAAAGCGCGGUAGUUCACACUUAUGCAGCUUGUUGUAUAGAAAAAAUACUAAUCAUGAGAGAUAGUAAUAAUCAUCCACAUGUGACAGGAGCUCAAAUUCAACCUUUUGCUGCUGAAUUAAUUUCACAAUUGUUUGGAGUUUUGGAGAAGCCAGUAUCUGAAGAAAAUGAGUAUGUUAUGAAGGCUAUUAUGAGGACUUUUUCGACUUUACAGGAUUUAGUUAUUCCAUUCCUUGGAGCGUCUUUGCCUAAACUGACGGAAAAACUACAGGCAGUUGCGAAGAACCCAUCCAAACCUCAUUUUAAUCAUUAUUUGUUUGAGACUCUUUCAUUAUCCAUCAUGAUUGUUUGUAAAUCUAAUCAAGCAGCAGUGAAAUCUUUCGAGGACAUUUUAUUCCCUACUUUUCAAGCCAUUUUACAACAAGAUAUUCAAGAAUUUAUUCCUUAUGUUUUUCAAAUUGUUUCGUUAUUUAUGGAAUAUACUCCUGCAGGGAAUAUUCCAGAAUCCUAUAUGCAACUAUUGCCGUGUUUAUUAGCUCCAGUUUUAUGGGAAAGGCCAGCAAAUAUUAGUCCUCUAGUAAGGUUAUUGAGGGCCUACAUUACACAGGCGGCUCCUCAAAUUAUAGCUCAAGAUAAACUUUCGGGUUUUCUUGGAGUUUUCCAGAAGCUUAUCGCCUCUAAAUCUAAUGAUCAUGAAGGUUUCUAUUUGAUGCAAAGUAUGAUACAAAAUAUCCCGAAAGAAACAUUAGCCCCAUUUUUAAAACAAAUAUUCUUUUUAUUAUUUCAAAGGCUGUCGUCUAGUAAAACAACUAAAUUUGUUGUUGGUUUUAUUGUUCUUAUUUGUCUGUUUAUGGUCAAAUAUUCGGCAAGUGAGUUAAUAAUGCUCAUUGAUGGAAUUCAGCCUCAAAUGUUUGGGAUGGUACUUGAAAAAUUGCUGAUAGCAGAAAUUCAAAAAGUCACCGGGCGAAUUGAGAGAAAAAUCGUAUCUUGUGGUGUUAGUAAGUUAUUAGGCGAAAGCCCUGAAAUGAUUGAUGGUAUUUAUGGAAAAUAUUGGCCACAACUUUUACAAGCUUUGUUAGUAUACUUUGAAAUGCCCCCAGACGAAUCCACUUUGCCCGAUGAUCAUUUUAUCGAAGUAGACGACAUUCCUACUUAUCAAACAUCAAAUGCUCGCCUUAAUUUUGCUAAUACCACAAAGGAAGAUCCUCUGCCAAAUGUAAGCGAGCCAAGGCAAUUCUUGGUACAAAGUUUGAAGAGUUUGAGCAACUCUCAACCAGGCAGGGUGCCUACUUUAAUCAGCAACACUUCGACUCAGUCUCAGACAUGUCUUCAAAAUUAUUUGGCCAAGUUUGGCGUUCAAUUAGUGUAAUUUGUUUUAUCUGAUUUGUUUUUAAAGUUAACACCCCUAAUAAUUAAAUUGGAAGAAAUGAAGCGGGAACAGAAUAAAGAAAUAAAGGAGUCAAUGUUAUGUUUGCAGGUUUUACAUUUUAUUGUUUCAUGACACUUUUUAUUUCCGCUCCACUUCUUCACAUUAUUAUGUAUUUUUUUAAUAAAAAGUAAUUAUUGAGUAAGAUUAUU
Molecule: messenger RNA, 3222 nt
Organism: Ceutorhynchus assimilis (cabbage seed weevil)
Lineage: Eukaryota; Metazoa; Arthropoda; Insecta; Coleoptera; Curculionidae
Source: the annotation of a GenBank genome assembly